CGGUGGAAUGUGAAACCAAAUCAUUUACAAGUUAAAGAUAGACUCAAGAGUACAUAGCAUCUUGGGCAUGGGUUUCAACUCAGUCUCUUGCCAACUUCUGCCUUGUGGAGCUUUCAUUUUGCUGCCUCCUGGGCUUCCGAGUUUUUACUCUUUCAGACUGUCAGUGUAUUGGAAUUACUAGGGGUGUGUGAGAAGAUCAUGGUGUAUACUGCAGGAUGAUAUACUUCAAGAAGAUACACUUGGCUGAUUUCAUGGAUCACAACAGGACAUAGAGACCAUUUCUGAUGACAGUGGCCCGUUGGUAUCUGCUAGAAUUUGGUUCCAGAAACUCCCCAUAGGUACCAAAAUCCAUGGAUGCUCAAGACCCAUUAAAUCCAAUGAAUGAUUGAAGACUGUGGGAAAAGAGGAACUACCAUGGCAGAAAGGAGGCAGCUGUUUGCAGAAAUGCGGGCUCAAGAUCUGGAUGGCAUCCGUCUGUCCACUUACAGAACAGCAUGCAAGCUUAGAUUUGUACAGAAGAAAUGCAACUUGCACCUAGUGGAUAUUUGGAAUGUGAUAGAAGCACUACGGGAAAAUUCAUUGAACAACUUGGAUCCAAAUGUAGAGCUGAACGUGGCUCGGCUUGAAGCAGUAUUAUCAACAGUUUUCUAUCAACUUAACAAACGCAUGCCAACAACCCACCAGAUUAAUGUAGAACAAUCCAUCAGUUUACUUCUCAACUUCUUGCUGGCAGCUUUUGAUCCAGAAGGUCAUGGAAAAAUUUCUGUGUUUGCUGUCAAAAUGGCCUUGGCAACACUUUGCGGAGGAAAAAUCAUGGAUAAAUUAAGAUAUAUUUUCUCAAUGAUAUCAGACACAAGUGGUGUAAUGAUUUAUGGAAAAUAUGACAUGUUUCUACGAGAAGUUCUAAAGCUGCCCACUGCUGUCUUUGAAGGUCCUUCUUUUGGUUACACAGAGCAAUCAGCGAAAUCUUGCUUUUCUCAACAGAAAAAAGUCACACUGAAUGCUUUCUUGGACACUCUUAUGUCUGAUCCUCCACCACAGUGUCUGGUGUGGUUACCGCUUCUGCAUCGACUGGCAAAUGUUGAGAAUGUCUUCCACCCCGUUGAGUGUUCCUACUGCCAUAGUGAGAGCAUGAUGGGAUUUCGCUAUCGAUGCCAACAGUGUCACAAUUACCAGCUCUGUCAAGAUUGCUUCUGGAGGGGACAUGCCAGUGGUUCCCAUAGCAACCAGCAUCAAAUGAAAGAAUACACGUCAUGGAAAUCACCUGCUAAGAAGCUAACUAAUGCACUUAGCAAGUCUUUAAGCUGUGCUUCCAGCCGUGAACCUUUGCACCCAAUGUUCCCUGACCAGCCUGAAAAACCUCUAAACUUGGCUCAUAUUGUAGAUACUUGGCCUCCUAGACCAGUCACCAGCAUGAAUGACACAUUGUUCUCCCACUCUGUUCCCUCAGGAAGCCCUUUCACAAAUAGAAGGUUACUUGAGAAUAUAAAUGUAGCCAAUGCUGUGGUUGAUGAGCAUUCUGUCAUAAAGCUGUAUGUAAAUCAGCUUGAAAACAAUUCACGUUGUCGUGUCUCAUUAAAUAGCUCUCCUUACAAGAAUAAUGAAGUAGAGCAGAACAAAUUGCUGGCUAGGGCUGCUCCAGCUUUUUUGAAAGGCAAAGGGUUACAGUAUAGCCUCGAUGUUGCAGACAGGCUGGCUGAUGAACAUGUUCUCAUUGGGUUGUAUGUCAACAUGCUCCAGAACAACCCCUCACGUUUGCUUGACAGUCCAAACCGUCUAGAUGAAGAGCACAGACUGAUUGCCAGGUAUGCGGCGAGACUCGCAGCAGAGACUACUUCAUCACAGGCACAACAGCAACCCCAGCAGAGAGGUGCUCCAGAUAUCUCAUUCUCUAUUGAUGCAAAUAAGCAACAACGGCAGCUUAUUGCAGAACUUGAAAAUAAGAACAGAGAAAUCUUACAAGAAAUUCAGAGGCUGCGACUCGAACAUGAGCAGGCAUCUCAGCCCACACCAGAGAAGGCAGCACAGAAUCCUACCCUCCUUGCAGAGCUCCGGCUCCUUAGGCAGAGGAAAGAUGAGCUGGAACAGAGGAUGUCUGCUCUUCAGGAAAGCCGGAGAGAACUUAUGGUCCAAUUAGAAGGCCUCAUGAAACUGCUCAAGGAAGAAGAAAUGAAGCAGGGAACUCAAGGAGCAGGCUCCCCUCGUUCAUCUCCCAGCCAUACCAUCAGUCGGCCAAUUCCAAUGCCUAUUAGGUCUGCAUCUGCCUGUUCAACUCCAGCCCAUACACCUCAGGACUCUCUGACAGGUGUAGGGGGAGAUGUGCAGGAAGCUUUUGCACAAGGUACAAGAAGAAAUUUAAGAAACGACUUGCUGGUUGCAGCAGAUUCUAUCACCAACACUAUGUCUUCUCUGGUAAAAGAACUAAACUCAGAAGUUGGAAGUGAGACAGAGAGUAAUGUGGAUUCUGAGUUUGGUCGGACUCAUUUUGAUGACCUUGUUCCAUCACCAACUUCUGAAAAGGCUUUCCUUGCGCAGAUCCAUGCCCGGAAGCCAGGCUACCUUCACAGUGCAGCUGCCACUGGAACGAUUCGCAGUGAUAUGGUUACAGAAGAUGGAGAGCCUUAUGUUAGAGCAGAUGAUGAGAACUAUGAAAAUGAUUCUGUCCGCCAGCUAGAGAAUGAGCUCAAGAUGGAGGAAUAUUUGAAACAAAAGCUUCAGGAUGAAGCUUAUCAGGUCAGCUUGCAAGGAUGAGUAACUAUCCUUGUAUCACUCUCCUCUCCAGAAAGCUGCAGUCAAAUGGACAACGAAAGUGAUGUAAGAACUGAUGAGAAGGAGAGCUACACCCAUAUGGAUAACAGAGAUAACCUGGCUGCAAGCUUCACUGAAGAAGUGAAACAAGUGCAGCACCUCUGACAUACGAUAACCAGUUAGAUCUGAAGACUGUAGCACAGUGCUUUUUUUUUUGUUCUAGAAGUUGUAGUUUGUAGGUGUUUGUUUUGAAGAAGAAGAAAAAAGACUUUUAUUUAAAGCUAACUUAAUAUCAGCUACAUCAUAUGUAACAUGGCUCAUUUACUGGUGAAGAACACAGGCUUAACAAUGCUGCUGUUACAAUUAAUAGCAGUACUAACAAAACACAAGCCCUUUCCACAUCAUCUUGAACCUGUUCAGUUUACAAUAACAAUAGUGUUUCUAUUAAGAGUUUGAUUUCUGAAUAAUUUGAAAUUUUAGAACACUUUCCUACACACUGUACAUUGUUUUUCCACGGGGAAAUUUUAAAACAAAGCAUUUAACACUGAAUUAAUAUACUCUUGAGUGUACAUAUUUAUAGCCCAAAAGCUUAGUACUAGGCGAUGGCUGCAAUUCUGAAUCAAACUGCAUGUACUACAAAUCCCACCAAUAUCAGUGGGGUUUAAGUCCAUAUGACUAGAUGCAGGAUUGCAGUCUUAGGUUGAAAUUUGUUUUACAGUCUUUCUGCAAAAAAAAAAAACAUAAAACAAAAAAUAACAGAUUUGUACAAAAUGCACUAAGAAGUAACUCUAUGAUUUAGGGCUACUGCAUAACUUAGGAAUGUUUUCUUUCAAAGUAAUCUAACAAAUCAGCCAUAGACGUUAGUGUAAAUAUUUUCUUUCCAAAUAGAUAUCAUAUACAAAAGACAGCAUUCAAAGGAUAUAGAAUCUAGUUUUUAAAAUCAGCACAGAUCUUCUUAAAACUGUGAACUAUGUUUUGAAAUACUCGUUGCUAAAGCUGUUUAUAAACCACAGGUGCCAUAAAAUCCCUAAACUAACGUUAUGUAUAACUUUUCAUAGUAUUAUUUAAUUACUGUUUUAGAACUUUAGUAAGCAUGUGUUCUUUCACAUUUCUCCAUCCUUCAUAUACUGUUUGUUGAGGCCUUCAGCUUUAAAUGUACAAGCUUUAAAAGUGCGCUUGCAACUAUUUCCUUUUAUUUCUGAAUGUGCAUUGCCUUAGCCAGCCACCAGAUGUUCUGCAUGCAUUCUUGGAAGUGUAUAGUGAGACUUUCUUUCAGGGCUGAAUGGGGAUAUUAGCUAUCUAUGAAAAAGCACAGGGGAAAGUGUGUCCUUUUUAAAAAGAUAGUUCCAACAGUGUCCCUUUGAGUAACGCUUUGUGUCUUGUUUUACUAACAAGAGGGAUGAGAGAGAGAUCACAGGCCUUCACUUCCACCAGGAUUACUAUAAAAAGGGGAAAGGGUUGCAGUGAUUUUGUAGAUCUUCACCUAUUGCAUUCUUACAUGGAAGAGUAAGGAAUUUCAGAAGUUCUCUUAUUGUUGGGCAAAAUUAUGAAAGUUUGUGUGCAUUUUUCAAAUAUUUUGCAUUUUGGGACGUGUGAAAAAAAAUUGCACACAUAAAAAAAAUUUUAAGCCAGUGGCUGUUAUCCUGCAUCAUCAGACAUAACUUUGAUGACAGAACUCUUGAGCGUACAUAUUUAUAGCCCAACAGUGCCACCCACAAAACCCACCUUUUCAGCCUAUCUGUGAUCCAGCCGAAGGGCACUGGGAAAUGAUGCCUGCAGCAAUCUCCUGAUCUCCUGAUGCAUUGAGAACAAGCAGCUGGAGGGACCCCUUGAAGUCCUGCUGUAAUUGCUUGUCUAAGUGUGCCCUGUGGCCAGGAGAGUCUGCGCCUCAACCUGCAGCACCUCUGAAAACCCUUGGCUCCGAUGGUGCCAGGCUGGAAAUGUGGAUUUAGAGGUUGAUGUUCAAUAAUUACUUUAAACAUGAAUCCCCAGCAGCUGUGAGAAUGUUAAAUCUCUUAACUACUGAAUGGGAUGGCAGCUAGUAUUGCUGUCUGCAUUUUACAUUUAAAAGCUCUCUGUAUUUUAUGUACAAAAAUAUACUAUUCAAAAACAUUUCUUCUGACCGAGAGCAGGCUUUUUUUUUUUUCUCAAACAAAUUUUUUGGAAAAGUUCCAAACCCCCCCCCCCCCCCAAAAAAAAUACCUUGUGGUAGUUCACCACUUUCUGGAUAAGAACAAGAAAAUUGACUAUAUUUUGUAUCUUCACAAUGCAGUGAAUUGUGACAGCUAGUAACAGUUCAUAUAAGUAAAAACAAUAAGUGAUAUAGAAAUAGCUAAGGUGCCAUUAAGUUAUUUCAUAUAUGAUGCAAGGUUAAUAUCCAAUAUCUAACACACUUUUAGAACUCUGUCCUAUCACAAAUUUAAUAGAAACAUUGUAGAAAAUGACUUCUUUUCACAGUGCUAUUCCCAAAAUUUGUGCAUUUUAUUUGUCUGAAUUAGAAGUUUAAUUUAUCUGGUGAUUCCAUAGGGUAUAAGCAUUAGAUAAAACAUAGUUGAUUAAAUGGUUGCCACUACUUUUCACAUAUGCACAGAACCAGUUACCAUUAGUCAGUUUCCUCCUUGUGUAUAUUGCAGCAUUACCUCUACGUAGUAAAAUCACAGAACUGAGA
Sceloporus undulatus (fence lizard) is the source of this 5416-nucleotide messenger RNA. It is a transcript of the gene DTNA, whose product is annotated as dystrobrevin alpha. Gene Ontology annotation, cellular component: synapse; plasma membrane. The transcript is spliced from 27 exons. Gene Ontology annotation, molecular function: zinc ion binding. Gene Ontology annotation, biological process: synaptic signaling. The coding region runs from base 382 to 2751 and encodes 789 amino acids. Lineage: Eukaryota; Metazoa; Chordata; Lepidosauria; Squamata; Phrynosomatidae. The record is from RefSeq and is a predicted model, not a curated record.